UAGAUGUAUUUGAACUUAUAACAAAUCUAAUAAUCUUUGCCAUUAUUUGAAUAUUUAUAGACAAAAAGAAUUACAAUUGUUUAAUGUUAAUUCUAUUCCUUACUUAAUUAAUACUGAUUGUGCACGUAAUAUAUUGGUGGCAGUGUUGAAAGAAUAUAAUAAUAAGACACCAGAUCAGUAUUUUAAAAGAAUAGUUGGAAAUAUUGUAGCAAAUCAAGAGUUUGAUAAUUCUAAAAUUUUAGUUGCUUGGUGCUUUGGACAUGCUAUAAGAGCAAUAUGAUACCAUAUUAGAUCAAAAAAAUUUAUAAUUGAAAUGGUAAUAAUCGAGAAAUUUUGGCAAAAUUUGUGAUGCGAGUGUGGAAUUCAGUAAGAGUAAAGGAAAAUAUUCAAGAUGUAGAAAAUGAAAUAGAUAAAUGGGAGUGGUUAAUGCUACAAAAAAAAUUAAAUUUAAUUAACGAAAAAGUAAUUUUGGUUAGAAAAAAUAGAUUUAAUAAUUUUAAUAAUGAUAAUUUGUAUGAUUUGCCGGAAUUAAAUUUUGAAUCUAAUCAAAAUCUUGAAGAUGAGAACGAAGAUUUAAUAUAUAUAUCAAAUUUGUUACAAUGUAAUGAAUUAAAUGCUUGGACAUAUACUAUGGAAGAUGGUAAUUUUUUAUUGAAGAUUUUACAAAACCAUCAUAGUAAUUACGAGUUAUUAAUAUUACAAUUAGAUAUUAAAAUUGAAGUACAAUUAGAUACCACAGGAAAAUCAAUUAUAAAUCCUUUUUAUAGUGUCAAUUUAAAAAACUACUUAGAAAAAGUUUGGUGGAAGACGAUUGUUUUAUGGAGUAAUUUGGUACCGGCUAUUAAGAAUAGAACCAGGCGACAGUAGAAGUAGAAAAUAAUAUUGUCAAAAAUUUGGAUAUUGGUAAAAAGAAUUUGCCUAUUGAUGAAU
Rhizophagus irregularis DAOM 181602=DAOM 197198 is the source of this 930-nucleotide messenger RNA. The record is from RefSeq and is a predicted model, not a curated record. NCBI's taxonomy places the organism in Eukaryota, Fungi, Glomeromycota, Glomeromycetes, Glomerales, Glomeraceae.